AUGAAGCCAUUAUUCGUUGCAUCAGCGUUGUUGGCCGUCGCUUUCAGCGCCCUCCCCUCCGCCAGCGCCUCCUCGUCCAGGUCUUCCCUGCCUGCACAGUUCCUGCCGCCGCAGGUCUUCAGGAAUGCCAACUUAGUCCACAUCAUCUCCUUGGAGAAGAAUUAUGUCAAGGAUCAGAUAAAUGUCCUCAUAGAGAAUGUUUCCAACGAGCCACAAAGCGACUACUACGUACCGUUCACCACGGAACAAAUUGCUCGCCUUGGCGGGUUCGAAGUAAAGGAUCGCAAGAACGCAAACGCAGGUCCGUUUGUUUCAGAAGCAGUCGAAUAUGAUCCCAACAGUGACACUCAGUAUUAUCGUAUCCGUCUCCCAACUCCUCUCAAAGCCGGCGGCCAACAAACCCUCGGCAUAUCAUUCUACAACUUAAAGGCAUACAGACCUCUGCCCGCCUCUAUCAAGCAAGACGAGAAGCAAUAUCUCGUCCAUGAUUUCUCUGUGUACGCGCCAUCUGCCUAUCCCACCUUGAAGCAAAAGACCGAAAUCAAGGCCGCGUCAUCCACGAUCCCUGACUACACCAAGCUCACCGAGGGCGAGGAGGAGCAGCCACAGAAGCAGGGUGCCAAGCUCACGUAUGGUCCCUUUGGUGAGAAGCCUGCUGGAGCCGUGUCCCCCGCCCAGGUUCGAUUCGAGUUCACCAAGCCCGUCACCCAUGUGUCUACACUUGAACGUGACAUCGAAGUCAGCCACUGGGGUGGCAAUAUUGCCUUUGAGGAGCGAUACACGAUGCACAACCGCGGUGCCAACCUGUCGUCCCCUUUCGACCGAGUCAAGUACGCACAGUCUUCUCUCUUCAGCGCUGCCUCUAAUGCCCUGAAGGAGCUUCGUGUUCCCCUGCAGGUUGGCAGUGUUGAUCCGUACUUCACCGACGUCAUUGGCAACGUUUCAACCUCCAAGUUCAGAAGCAACAAGCGUGAAGCAUUGCUCGAGCUGAAGCCCCGCUACCCCCUUUUCGGUGGCUGGAAGUAUCCCUUUACCAUUGGCUGGAACACUGAUGCUGCCAACCUCCUCCGCAGGACCGCAACUGGUGGCUAUGUUUUGAAGGUCCCUUUCCUCGAGGGCCCCAGGCAGGCGGAAGGCGUUGAGUAUGGCCAAGUGAUGAUCCGCGUGGUCCUGCCUGAGGGAGCUCGCAACGUCAAGUAUUACACUGGUAUCCCCGAAUCUUCCAUUGUCAAGACUGAAGUCAGCGUUCACAAGACCUACCUCGAUACCCUGGGCCGCACCUCAGUGACGAUCGAGGCACAGAACCUGGUUGAUGCAUUCCGCGACCGCGACGUCAUCAUUUCAUACGAGACCUCGGCGUUGGACACUCUGCGAAAGCCUUUUAUCGUGUUUGCUAGCAUGAUGGCCGUGUAUGCGGCCGCCUGGGCAGUUGGCAAGGUGGAGGUUGGGUUUGCCAAACAAUAA
Metarhizium album ARSEF 1941 is the source of this 1464-nucleotide messenger RNA. RefSeq names its product oligosaccharyltransferase alpha subunit. The transcript has 3 exons. Gene Ontology annotation, cellular component: membrane; oligosaccharyltransferase complex. Bases 1 to 1464 code for a protein of 487 amino acids. The record is from RefSeq and is a predicted model, not a curated record. NCBI's taxonomy places the organism in Eukaryota, Fungi, Ascomycota, Sordariomycetes, Hypocreales, Clavicipitaceae.